Homo sapiens (human) is the source of this 678-nucleotide messenger RNA. RefSeq names its product flotillin 1 (gene FLOT1). Gene Ontology annotation, molecular function: protease binding; ionotropic glutamate receptor binding. Lineage: Eukaryota; Metazoa; Chordata; Mammalia; Primates; Hominidae. The record is from RefSeq and is marked reviewed. Gene Ontology annotation, cellular component: endosome; melanosome; presynaptic active zone. Gene Ontology annotation, biological process: regulation of receptor internalization; cell-cell adhesion mediated by cadherin; intracellular signal transduction.
GGCCAAGAAGGCAGAAGCCUUCCAGCUGUACCAAGAGGCUGCUCAGCUGGACAUGCUGCUAGAGAAGCUGCCCCAGGUGGCAGAGGAGAUCAGUGGUCCCUUGACUUCAGCCAAUAAGAUCACACUGGUGUCCAGCGGCAGUGGGACCAUGGGGGCAGCCAAAGUGACUGGGGAAGUACUGGACAUUCUAACUCGCCUGCCAGAGAGUGUGGAAAGACUCACAGGCGUGAGCAUCUCCCAGGUGAAUCACAAGCCUUUGAGAACAGCCUGAGCCUUCAGCCCUCACAGAUGCCCAGCCUCAUAGCUGAAGUUGCCUGAAUGAUCCUCCUGUUGCAUGUAACCCACUGGCCUCCCUGAGCAUGUCCAUUGACAGUGAGGUCCCACCCCUCAUCUCUCCUUGCCAAAUAGUUUGUGCCUUGUCUUGAAGGGGGUUGCUCCCCUUGCCAACCUCACACUGCUAUGAUUGCCAACUCCAGCGGUCCCAUGUCAGCCUUCUGAUGAUCCCACUCCACCCCACCUCAACUUAUUUAACUUCCUAAUUAAAUCAGACUGUUUGAGCCUGUUGUCUAGAAUAUUUUCCUGACCAAGACUGAGGGAUGGGCUGGAGGUUUUCAACUUUGCUACCCAAAUAAAUUGCUGUAAGUAAGUACUAAUAAAACAGAAGCAACUGGAAAUUAA